This is a messenger RNA of Bicyclus anynana (squinting bush brown), 3247 nucleotides long. It is a transcript of the gene Apn2, whose product is annotated as aminopeptidase N-like. Gene Ontology annotation, cellular component: cytoplasm. The coding region runs from base 1 to 2820 and encodes 939 amino acids. Gene Ontology annotation, biological process: peptide catabolic process; proteolysis. Lineage: Eukaryota; Metazoa; Arthropoda; Insecta; Lepidoptera; Nymphalidae. The transcript has 15 exons. Gene Ontology annotation, molecular function: zinc ion binding; metalloaminopeptidase activity; peptide binding. The record is from RefSeq and is a predicted model, not a curated record.
AUGUUCUCCCUAAUAUUUCUGAGUCUCCUCGCGUCCGGUUGGGCGUUCACCGUACCUCUAAGCACUGAAAAUGAACCAAUACCAGACGAGGCGUACGUUCUACCAGGAACAUCUUUCCCGUCAUUAUACGACGUCCGACUUUUCCUAGAUCCUGACAACGAGGAAUAUUUCACGGGAGAUGUAGCUAUUAGAAUAUUUCCAACUGUCAACACCAGUGUGAUAGUCUUACACGCUAUGGCAAUGGACAUUAUAAAUAUCGAACUGACUGAUGAUUUUAAUCAGAAUAUUAAUAUCACAUACACUCUGGCAACGGAUGACACACAUUUCCUGACAGUGAAUGCAAGUGUUCCCUUGAAUAUCAUGUCACCGUACAAUUUGAAGAUAGAGUACACAGGAACGUAUGCGACGAAUAUGUUCGGAAUAUACGUGUCGACGUAUGAACGGCCGGGGGAAGGGACGAUCAAAUUAAUAACUUCACAGCUGCAGCCCACGUUCGCUCGCCGAGCUUUCCCAUGUUAUGACGAGCCUCGGUACAAAGCUGUUUUCAAGACGACCAUCUACGCCCCUCCUAAAUAUAAGACUGUCAGAUAUAACAUGCCUCUAAGAAAUGAUCUGUCGAAACCUGAGGUUGAUGGCUUCACAAAAUACGAGUUUCAAGACACCGUGCUGCAGUCCACUUAUCUCCUGGCAUACCUGGUCUCAGAUUUUGACCACGUUACCAACGAAAACGAUGAAAACCCCAUCUUUUCCAAGCCUUUCAGAGUCUAUACCAGACCAGAAUUAAAUGACACUGCAGUUUUUGCGCUGGAAUUUGGGCAGAAGAACUUAUUGGCUUUUGAGAAUUACACUCAAUUUGACUAUGUUUUGCCCAAGUUUGACAAAGCGGCUGUGCCAGAUUUCGCUGCUGGUGCCAUGGAGAAUUGGGGACUUGUUAUAUACAGAGAAGUGGCGUUGCUAGUACAAGAAGGAGUCACAACGACCGCCACGAAACAGAACGUCGGGCGCAUCAUCUGCCACGAGAACCUGCAUAUGUGGUUCGGCAACGAAGUGAGCCCCGUGUCCUGGACCUACACCUGGCUGAACGAGGGGUUCGCCAACUUCUUUGAGAACUAUGGAACUGACUUUGUCCUCCCUGAAUGGCGUAUGAUGGACCAGUACGUGCUGCUGCUCCAGAACGUGUUACAGAAUGACGCGGUUCUCACCAUCAACCCCAUGACCCACCCCGUGUUCACCCCAUCGCAGAUCAUCAGUACCUUCAACGCUGUCGCUUAUCAGAAAUCCGGGUCCGUCAUUCGCAUGAUGCAGCACUUCCUCACAGCGCCCGUGUUCCAGCAAGGUCUCAUCUACUAUCUGGCGAACAACUCGCGAAGGGCUGUGGUGCCUGCGGAGUUAUACGUCCAUUUGCAGCAGGCUCUCGAUGAAUCUGACCACAAUCUGCCGUGGUCAGUGGCGACCAUCAUGGCCAGAUGGACCACGCAGGGAGGCUUCCCUGUCCUGACUGUCAGGCGGUCGGCUCCUACUGCCGAGUCUAUAUCUAUUUCUCAGCAACGUUUCCUCACCAACCCGUCCCUGUCGUCAUCUACCACCUGGCACGUGCCAGUCAACUGGGUGCUGUCAACGGACCCUGACUUCUCCGACACCAAGCCUCAAGCCUGGGUGCUGCCGACUGGACCUGCUCUCGCUGUCGACAUCCCUGGGCUUUCAAACGCUACGUGGUUUAUUGUGAAUAAACAACAGGCUAGUUACUACAGAGUGAAUUAUGACAACCAGAAUUGGCGCGCGCUUGCCAACGUUCUGUUCACAUCCCACAACAUCAUCCACCUGCUGAACCGCGCGCAAAUCGUCGACGAUGUCUUCAACAUGGCCAGAAACGGAAGAACUAGCUAUUCCAACGCCUUCGAUGUGUCCCGCUAUCUGGUGAACGAGACAGACUACAUCCCCUGGGGUUCAGCCAACAGCGCCUUCACCUACCUGGACACGGUGCUCAGUGGUUCACCAGCAUACAACUUGUUCAAGGCGUAUAUCCUCGACCUCACCGCACCAUCAUACGCAAGACUCGGCUUCCUGGCGAAAGAGAAUGAGGAACACGUAACUCCUUACCACAGGAACAUCAUCCUGAAUCUCAACUGCCGUCUCGGCAACGAGCUCUGUGUGAACCAGUCGCAAGAGAUGUUACAAGAGUUAAGGAAUAAUCCCACUCAGCGUCUGAACCCGGACAUUCAGACGACGGUGUUCUGUUCUGGUCUUCGCGGAGGCAGCGCGGAGAACUUCGACUUCUUGUGGAACAGAUACCUGAACAGUCAGGACUCCAGCGAACAGUCCAUUCUGUUGAACGCGCUGGGUUGCACUUCCAACGAUACUCUGCGAAGCUUCUACCUCAAUCAAGUUAUCGCUGAAGACUCAAAAGUGCGAGAGCAGGACAGGCAUACUAUUCUCGUCGCCACCAUCAACGCCAGCCCGGCCAACAUGGAGGCGGGCUUGGAAUUCGUCGUUCAAAACUUCGCCGCCAUACAACCUAGAGUUCAAGGGUUGACUGGUACAACGAACAUACUAAACGCUUUGGCCAGAAGACUGACAACACCUGCACAUCUAGUUAAAAUCGAAGCUUUCGCUGCCCAACACGAUGCCAUUUUCACCGCUGGUGAAAGGGCUUCCAUCAAUGACAUCAGAGAAAACAUCGGCGCCUCAAUAGUGUGGUCAACUCGGAACUUCGACUUCGUACACAGCUGGUUGAGGACUAACUAUGGAAGUAACGCCAAUAUCGUGACGUCGGGAUUCCUUAUCAUCAUUUCCAUCUUUGUCACAUUGUACAAUCGCUGACAAAAGUCGUUUUGUUUUUAGUAUAGAUAUCCUACAAAAGUUAUUUAUUUAUGUUACUCAAACUUAUCGUACUUUUUUAAAUGUUUACCUACAGUAUACUUGUUAAGCCAAAAAUGUUAUGUUAUAAUGAUGUAAGAUACGACUUUGGUGUUGAUGGACCAUUAGAAAGAAAUAAUAUUUAUUUUUUAUCAAAAGCUCAGUUGAAUUUACAAUGGUUUUUGCUUGUCCGUUAAACUAGGUAAGCCUGUGUCUUAAGGGACAGUAUCUACCUACAUAGUAUUUUUAUAUUGUAUGCAAUUAAUCUUCUAAUGAUUUUUGAUGUCAAACUCGUCAAUCUAAGAUAUUGAAUUAAGAUCAGAGUAAACUAAACCCAUAAUUUCGGAUUGGGUAACUUGUCAUACAAAAUUAUAUUAUUUGUAUUAUUAUC